GUUUCAGAUCCAGAGAGGCACCAGUGAUCCACACAACUACAAGAGCCUCGCGGACUGCUUUAGAACCGUCUUCCGCAACGAAGGUAUAUAUGGCUUCUAUAAGGGGAUCCUCCCUCCAAUCCUGGCUGAGACUCCAAAGAGAGCAGUUAAGUUCUUCACCUUCGAACAGUACAAGAAGCUGCUGAGUCUCACCGGUCUGCCCGCUGGCCUAGCUCUGUCAGUAGCAGGUCUAGGGUCAGGCCUGACCGAGGCAUUGGUGGUCAACCCAUUUGAAGUGGUCAAAGUCGGCCUGCAGGCCAACCGAGAUUCUUUCCAAGUGCAGCCCUCCACGUUUGCCCAAGCACGGAACAUCAUCAACGCAGAUGGCUUUGGCCUGCGAGGGCUGAAUAAAGGGUUAACGUCGACCCUGGGGCGCCACGGCGUCUUUAACAUGAUCUACUUUGGAUUCUACUUCAACGUCAAGGACGCCAUUCCUGCCAGCCAGGACCCAACCCUGGAGUUCCUGAGGAAGUUUGCUAUUGGCCUGGCCUCCGGAACCAUCUCAUCCUGUGUCAACAUUCCCUUCGACGUGGCCAAAAGUCGCAUCCAGGCUCCCCAGCCCAUACCUGGAGAGAUCAAGUACCGGACCUGCUUCCAGACCAUGGGCCUGGUCUACCGGGAGGAGGGAUACUUGGCGCUGUACAAAGGACUGGUCCCCAAGAUCAUGAGACUCGGACCAGGUGGAGCUGUGAUGCUGCUGGUGUAUGAAUACGUAUCUGGAUGGUUAAAUAAGAACUGGUGAUGAGAAGAAGCCCACCAGCCUUGCCUUAAGGUGCCCACCAGGCAAUCUAUUAGGAUGCCCACCAGGUAGUUUACUGAAGCGCACCAGGCAGCCUUAGGGGGCCUGCUGUCUCAGGUUCCAACAUCCACAGGCCUCCCUAAACCCUGUGACCUCUAAUAGACUGUUCCAGCUAGUGCCCGUCCCAUACAUACAACCAUUGUACAACCAGAAUGCAACCAUAGUAUAACCAGAAUGCAACCAUAGUACAACCAGAAUACAACCAUAGUAUAAUCGGAAUAGAACCAUAACGCAUAACACUGAUCUGUUAUCCACAUUGCAGCCAUACAACGUCCAAGCUCAUCUUCCAUUACACUCAAUAAUAAUCCACCUCGACAAAUCAAGGCCCUGCCUCAUUUAAUGCACAAACAUUAUUGGGAACAACUUAACACUUCUAAUACAAUAGCCAUGCAUGCCAUGACACACUGUGUGCAUAGAUGAGUCCUAUAUUGUAUCUCGCUGCCAUACUAAUGUAAACCUAUUUAACAUACAGGGGGUUUAGAGUCCACUACAAACUCUUACAAACACACAGCCACGGUGUUCCAAGCCCAAAUGUCCAGAUUACACACACACACACACACACACACACACGCUCCACCCACAGUGCAUUAAUUCAAAGUCGACUUCACAUAAACGUAAUCAGGCACAGGAUGAAGCCUCCUGUAAAAGUCUCUCAUUUUUGUACACAUUGAAUAGAAAUGACAAAAUCAUCAUAGAAGACAAUAGACUCGCAUUGAUAUCUUGAAAUAGUUUGUGAUUUUUUUUUUCUUUUUUUUUCGUAGAAUAUCUGUUUCAAAGUCCCUGUGAAGCUACUUGUAUGUGACAGAUUAAAACACGUCGAACUUGAA
Messenger RNA from Oncorhynchus gorbuscha (pink salmon), 1665 nucleotides. RefSeq names its product solute carrier family 25 member 21 (gene slc25a21). The record is from RefSeq and is a predicted model, not a curated record. NCBI's taxonomy places the organism in Eukaryota, Metazoa, Chordata, Actinopteri, Salmoniformes, Salmonidae.